GCCACGGCGUCGCAUAUUUCCCGCUCACCUAUAGGCCUACACAGUCGCACCUCUGCUGCCGUGGCUCCCGAUGUGGCCCCUCCUUUACCGGACUGGACCGAUAAAUGGGUUAACUCUGUCACUGGGAGAAGAGAAGAUAAAUGCACCGGGAGCGUCGGGAGAUCCCUUCCCAUCCCUCCUCUGUUUGACCGAUCUGCUCUCAAAGGCAUCAUCCUCUCCUCUCCGCCGUGUUGAUUCGACAGAGUAGGCUACACUGAAUUUAAAUCGUGAUUUAUCAUUUUAUAAGAGGCGACCGGCAACAGCAGCAGCAGCAGCAGCAGCACCAGACCCGUGGGCGGCGUGUGGCGUCCGUCUGGGCGAGCUGAUAGGACGAAGAUUUGGCACUUUACCUACCAACUGCUUCAUCCCAAAUUUUAAAAUAUAUGGCGAUGAGAAGUGAGAUGUAGAAAACGGAUCGGAGGCCAUUCAUGUGGGUCUGGGCUUCAGCUAAAACGGACAAAAUCUCCCAGCACCAUCAUCACCUUCAUCAUCCUCCUCCUCACCUAACCAGUUGAUAUUUUUUAAAUAACUAUCUAAAAAGUGUGCAGCACAUGACACACUGGUGAAUCUCCGAGGCAGGUCCCUCACACAGACUGAAUGAGUCCAUCUUUGGCUGUCGGACGGACUCCUCUAGAGCACAGGACGGAUGCAAACAGACUAAACACAUCUUGGCAAUUCAAAACACCCUCAGCAUCUCCUCCAACGGUGUUGUAACCGAGCGAGGUGAAUCUCACACCGGGGGACCAGUCGUUUUACAGGCAGGGAGAAGAUGCCAUUCCACCAUGUGCGAGCGGGCCUGCUCUAUCCAGACAACUACCUGAGCAGCUCCCUGACGGAGGGCAGCGAAGCCUUCCAGCUCACCAGCAUCUCCACAGAGGAGCUGGGAGAGAUCCGUGAGGCGUUUCGUGUUUUGGAUCGGGAUGGGAAUGGUUUCAUCUCCAAACAAGAGCUGGGCAUGGCCAUGCGCUCCCUGGGUUACAUGCCCAGUGAAGUGGAGCUGGCCAUCAUCAUGCAGAGACUGGACAUGGAUGGGGACGGCCAGGUGGAUUUUGAGGAGUUCAUGACGAUACUGGGGCCCAAACUGCUGUCGUCCGACAACAGAGAAGGAUUCCUGGGCAACACCAUCGACAACAUCUUCUGGCAGUUUGACAUGCAGCAGCUGUCUCUGGAUGAGCUGAAGCAGGUGCUGUUCCACGCCUUCCGGGACCACCUGACAAUGAAGGACAUAGAGAACAUCAUCAUCACUGAGGAAGAGAGCCUCAAUGAAACCUCAGGGAACUGCCCUGAGUAUGAGGGAGUCCAUCCCAAGAAGAAGAAUCGGCAGACGUGUGUCAGGAAAAGCCUGAUCUGCGCCUUCGCUAUGGCUUUCAUUAUCAGUGUCAUGCUUAUCGCAGCCAAUCAGAUGCUGCGGAACGGCAUGGAGUAACCAAUUGCACUGUGAGCAUGGGGAGUGGACAGAACAGCCAUGACCUCACAUCUUUGCAGCCAAAGCUGGACCAGCCGCAACCCAAGCACUUCUCUAAACAAUCAGUUGAUUUUUUUUUUUUUAGUUUAAUUUGAACUUACCUUGUAGAUGCAGACAAUGUGAGUAAAAUGAAGAGCGAUAUAUUUGUUUUGCAUUGAAGAUGUCACCAUGUAGAGUUACUGGACUUUACUGGAGUUACUGGAAAUUGAAAAGAAUUAUGUUUUUAUAUUAAUCGUGACAAUAAAUAGAGAGUUUUAUUUUGCUGUUUUCGUGACCAAGACCACCCUUUAACCUUGAUUUUCUAAUUACCGAAAAAUGUUUAUCAGGUGCUUUGAGCCAUUCCUAAUUUCAAAAACAAACAAUGGUUAUUAUGGACAACUGCAUAUUUACCCUAGAGAAAUCACGUUGAAUGUGAACUGAGUGAAUGUGGGCACUGAAUGUCGGGAAAAGUAUUUAAUACACAGUAAAUCCCUCACAUCUCAUAUAGUCAUGUAUAAACACCACACUUUUUGUGAAAUAUCAACAUCCUUGACACUAAUCUUGGGGCACAUGACGUCUUUAUGUGUGAUUACAAGGAGCACAACUCAAUACUCAGUGAGGGACCACAAAAGAAUCAUCACUGUCCCACUAUCUCUACUCUUUAGUCUUAAUACUGAAUGCUUGAUUGAUUGAUCACUUAACAUUUGUGUGGGUGGGUAAAACACAGUGUUGUCCACAUACAUAAUUUAAGCUCAGAGAAAGCUGUAAAACAUAUGAAGGUAAAAAACAAGCAACAUCAAAUCAAAUGACAGGGGAGCUAUGGUUUGGGUUAAUAAUAGGGCCAGGCUGAGAUAAAUUACGAUAUUUUUAGUUAUGUGUUGGUAGAAAAUGUUUCACCUCGGCAUCUCAUUGUAAUACUGCCCAACUGUGGUAAAUAUAAACCACACAAAAGUAUGCCAGUAUAUACACUGCCAUACCAAACAUUACUCUAACUCCAGUAUCCCAUUGAUUUCACUGUAUAUAUAGUACUACUUAGCUUGUGUAAUGUAUUAUUCUCAACAGCAGAAUGUAUGAAGGGUAGAAACUAGUGAGAUAAACCAGGGACAUACAGUAGAGCUGUGAUAUACUGUAGGUACAGUUGUUUUCUUGGAAAAGGUUGCAUUCUAGUGGUUAAAAUGAGAACUGCAGCUAAACGCUUGAACAACCAUGUUUACAAGGUGUUCAGAAGUGAAGAACAACACCACUGAAUUUGAGCUUUGAUGUGUGUCGUGUCAGUAUCACAAGGGCAGUUUGGUCUCUAUUGAAAUAGAAUUUUUUUCCCACCAGUGAACAGUUGGAUGAGAGACUGAAGGUGACUGCUGCAGUACCUGUGGUAGUUUCUGGGGUCAAAGCUAUGUUUUAUGGUUCAGAUCUGAUAGCACUACAAUUUUAUUAAGCUGACUGGGAUGAAAAAGUUUGGGAAAGACCUUGUAAGAGUUUACAAUCAUGCUCCUCUUCUUUUAUAAUGGAGCCGCCCAGGUUGAACAUCCCAAUGACACCACAGAUUAAAUUUGCGGAUGAAAAUGGGGUUUUUUAUGUUGGCGUAGGGCUGGGCAAUAAAGAGAUGUCAUGUUCAUCUACUGUCGUUGGAACAGAAUCGUAAUUAUAUGUUCAUAUUCUGUUAUUGUUUUCCAAACUUCUGUUGUCCAAACAAAGGAUUCCAUGAAAAUUGUGAUUCAAAACUAAGAUCACCUCAGAUUACGUUUAUAAUUUCAAUUAUUUAAUAUGUGAUUAUUUUGUGAUAUUAAUAGAUAUCUUAAAAAUAUUUUCAUUAAUUUUGUGACAGUUAUUUCAACCACAUCGCCUGGCCCUAUGGAGAUGCCAUCUUUGACAUAUACUUGUUGGUGUUCAUUACUACUGAUUGCAACAUUAUAUGCCAUAACAGCAGCAUAUGUGGAUUCCUAAAUUGCAUGGUGCUCCCAUAGGACAUUACUAGAUUGGAGGCUGGUUCAUUCCCAUUAAUACCUUGGAGAGAUUAUUUGUUCUCUUGUCUUUUGCCGGGGUGGACGAAAAACAAAACUAGAUAUUUCAAUCACACUAAUGUGAAACAUGUGAGUUUAUAUGCUGUCCGGGGUUAAACAAAAUAUAAAAGGGAGAGGGCUUUCUUUUAAAAUAAAGAAAUAGCUUUGUAAGAUCAAGUAUCACAGCAAAAAUGUAUUAUACUGUAAAUCAGUAUGCAUGUUGUUGUUUAGAUUUUCAUGUCUGAAAGACAGGGAAAUCCAUUUAAUCUUUCUUUGUGGUGGCACAGCCUUGGUUUAAAUGUAGGUAUGUAUGUACUACUGUCACAUAUUUGACUUUCCAGUUUAUACUGUAAUAGCCAUUUUUUCUAGUUUCUACCAGCUAUUAAUCAAAUCAGAGUGCAGGAGAGGGCAUUUUCAUAAAUAUGCAAAUACAAGGUCAUAUAAUCAUCAUCAUCAUCUCUGUUUCACGUCAUCUUGGGUAGAGUCUGUAGGCUGCACUGGAUGGUUAAAAUUAACAUUGAAUACAAAAUAUUGUGUGUUUUAAUCACAUUAGGUUUUUAUUGACUGUUUUCACUGCCUCAUAGUCCCGUAUAAACUGCUGUAUAAUGUAUGCUACACUUAUCCUCGUAAGUCUGUUUAUGUCUUUGAUAUUCUCAGCACACUGACAUUUGACCAAUGGACCAUGUUUUCACCUUUGUCUAUUAGUGUCAUGGUCCUUUUGAAACCAGCAUAGACCACUUUAUCUUAACAAUUCUCUAAUAAUUGUGCCAUUCAGACAUCCUUGCAUGGCUAUGUAAGGGAAUCUCGUUUGAAAGACCUUUUAUCAACACUUUUGAAGUUUACAUUAUUAUACUGUACAUCUGUAACAGGACGGAGUCAGUUCAUGAUUUUCAUGUUUUUGAAAGUUGCUUUUGAGAUUUGUUUUUACCAAAACAUGUUUUUACCUUGUAGAUUGUAUGGAGAUAAAAUUAAACACAGAUAUGUAAUACAA
Molecule: messenger RNA, 4474 nt
Organism: Siniperca chuatsi (mandarin fish)
Lineage: Eukaryota; Metazoa; Chordata; Actinopteri; Centrarchiformes; Sinipercidae
Gene: caln2
Product: calneuron 2
Exons: 6
Coding region: 809-1465 (218 amino acids)
Molecular function (GO): calcium ion binding
Source: RefSeq, a predicted model, not a curated record